AUGCCAAUUCGUCGCGGUCUGGCUCUCCCCGGAGCUCCCAAAACUUCGGUCGCGUCUGAAGGUCCAGUUCCCGUCAUCGCUGCCAGACGAGUUCUUCCAAAUCUACCUCCACCGCCACCUCCAGGGUCUGGUUCAUCGCAACAUCCUCAAUAUCCUCCCGAAGAUUCAACUCUACAACAGACAACAACCACAACUCCCAAUGGAGGAACUGUAACAUUGGUCAAUACUCAGCCUGGAAAUGGCAGUGAUAUCUUGAUCAGUGCUAGCGAAUCUGCAAACAUCGUCUCCAUCCAUCUUAUUAACGGCAAAACCUUGAGAAUAGUAUGGGAAAAUGCUGGCCCCGCAUUGCCUCCCCCACCUCCACCUCCAUUGCCUCAGUAG
This is a messenger RNA of Orbilia oligospora ATCC 24927, 381 nucleotides long. RefSeq lists its product as uncharacterized. The transcript has 2 exons. The coding region runs from base 1 to 381 and encodes 126 amino acids. NCBI's taxonomy places the organism in Eukaryota, Fungi, Ascomycota, Orbiliomycetes, Orbiliales, Orbiliaceae. The record is from RefSeq and is a predicted model, not a curated record.